This is a messenger RNA of Mus caroli (Ryukyu mouse), 6394 nucleotides long. Lineage: Eukaryota; Metazoa; Chordata; Mammalia; Rodentia; Muridae. The record is from RefSeq and is a predicted model, not a curated record.
AUGCUGGGCAUGAUGGGUACAGACGUAAAAGAAAAACAGAAAAAACUUGUUGAACAACUAACUGGAUUAAUAAGCAGCUCACCGGGACCACCUACUCGAAAAUUGUUAGCUAAAAACCUUGCAGCCCUUUAUAGCAUUGGGGAUACUUACACAGUUUUUCAAACACUAGAUAAAUGUAAUGACAUUAUCAGAAGUAAGGACGACACUGCAGCCUACUUACCAACAAAAUUGGCAGCAGUGGCUUGUGUUGGAGCCUUCUAUGAGAAGAUGGGAAGGAUGNUGGGCAGUGCAUUUCCAGAAACAGUGAACAAUCUGUUGAAAUCUCUGAAAAGUGCAGAGUCUCAAGGGCGAAGUGAGAUCUUAAUGAGUCUGCAGAAAGUGCUGACCGGACUGGGUGGCGCAGCAGCUUCCUCUCACCGCGACAUUUACAAGAAUGCUCGAUCCCUCCUGACUGACAGGUCGAUGGCCGUCCGAUGUGCAGUGGCCAAGUGCCUUCUGGAACUACAGAAUGAAGCUGUGUUCAUGUGGACUGCUGAACUAGAAAAUGUAGCUACCCUCUGUUUUAAGGCUCUGGAAAACUCAAAUUAUGGGGUACGAGUCGCAGUAUCUAAACUACUAGGAACAGUCAUGGCUACAGCAUUGAUGCCGAAACAGGCAACAGUCAUGCGGCAAAANGUGAAGCGAGCAACCUUCGAUGAAGUCUUAGAACUCAUGGCCACNGGAUUUCUGCGCGGAGGGUCGGGUUUCCUAAAGAGUGGUGGAGAAAUGUUGAAAGUUGGAGGGUCUGUUAAUCGGGAAGUGAGAGUUGGUGUGACACAGGCCUAUGUUGUCUUCGUGACAACUCUGGGUGGCCAGUGGCUGGAGCGUAGCUUUGCCACAUUCUUGUCCCACGUACUGGAUCUGGUUUCCCAUCCUCGAGCAACACAAACACAUGUGGACGCUGUGUACUCCAGGCGAUGUGUCUCCUUCAUCCUCAGAGCUACUGUGGGCAGUCUGUUAGGUGAGAAAGCACAGAUAGCAGCUGCCAAGGAAAUUUGCCAGGCAAUNGGAAAGCAGAUGAAAGCUGUGGAAGCAGUAGUGAACGAUACAAGCAGUGAAAACAAAUCGGGGACAGCAGACAUUGCAGCCAGCCAGCACGUCAUGGUCUGUGCCCUGCAGGAGCUUGGGAGCCUGGUGCAGAGCCUGAAUGCCACCGCCUCUCCUCUUAUUCAGGAAGCAUCCAUAGGACUUUUGGAGAUUGUGACGUCAGUGCUUCUUCACCCAAGCAUGGCUGCUCGGCUUGCUGCUGCCUGGUGUCUGCGUUGUGUAGCUGUGGCACUGCCCUUCCAGUUGACACCAUUUCUGGAUAGGUGUGCAGAACGGCUCAACAACCUCAAGACAUCCCCAGAAGCUGUUAGUGGAUACAGUUUUGCAAUGGCUGCCUUGUUGGGUGGAGUGCAUCAGUGUCCUUUGGGCAUUCCUCAUGCCAAAGGAAAGAUGGUGGUCAGCAUUGCUGAAGAUCUGUUACGAACCGCUGCCCAAAACAGCAGGCUGUCCCUGCANCGUACCCAGGCUGGCUGGCUUCUUCUGGGAGCCCUCAUGACUUUAGGACCGUCUGUUGUUCGUUACCAUCUACCCAAGAUGUUGCUGCUGUGGCGGAACGUGUUCCCUCGCUCUUUAAAGGAACUGGAGGCUGAGAAGGCCCGGGGGGAUUCUUUUACCUGGCAGGUCACGCUGGAAGGUCGAGCUGGGGCUCUUUGUGGGUCUUUCAAUGCACUUCUUAGAGAGCUGGUGGCAGAGUUCACUCUGACUGACAACUCGGCCAACACAACUACCUCCCUCCUUCGCUCCCUCUGCCACUAUGACGACAGCGUUCUCCUGGGCUCCUGGCUUCAAGAGACUGAUCAUAAAUCCAUUGAAGACCAGUAUACUAAUGUGAUUUUAUCCCAUUACUAUAGGUUACAAAUGCUGGAUCACUUUGCUGAAUGUGUUAAGCAAGCCAAAGGUGUCCGCCAGCAGGCUGUGCAGCUUAACAUAUUUACUGCUGUUCUUAGUGCACUGAAGGUAACUUGGUCUCUUCAUUCACUUGCCCUGAUAGUGGAUUCUAGCGGCCCAAUGUACCGUGGGUACGUGGAGCCCACGUUGUCCCUGGUACUCACCUUGCUGCUGACAGUUCCACCUUCACACACAGAAGUUCACCAGUGUUUGGGCAGAUGCUUGGGGGCGAUCAUAACUACUGUUGGACCAGAGCUUCAGGGAAAUGCAGCCACCAUAUCCACCAUCCGCUCUUCCUGCUUGGUGGGCUGUGCCAUUACCCAGGACCACUCUGACUCCCUUGUUCAGGCAGCUGCCAUCUCUUGCCUUCAGCAGCUUCACAUGUUUGCCCCACGACACGUCAAUCUGUCCAGCCUUGUUCCUAGCCUCUGUGUUCACCUGUGCAGCUCCCAUCUGUUGCUCCGACGAGCGGCUGUGGCCUGUCUCCGGCAACUCGCACAGAGAGAAGCAGCUGAAGUGUGUGAAUANGCCAUGAGCCUGGCGAAGAAUGCAGGGGACAAAGAGAUCAGCGGUGGUAAUGUCAAUCCUUUCACACCUGGAGUUAGUUCUCGCAGUGACAUCCAUUGCCGGCACCAGGGUGUUAAUAUAACAGACACGGGACUUGAGGGACUUCUCUUUGGAAUGCUAGAUCGAGAGACAGAUCGAAAACUCUGCUCUGAUAUUCACGACACGUUGGGGCACAUGCUUUCUUCACUGGCAGUUGAAAAGCUUUCCCACUGGCUAAUGCUUUGUAAAGAUGUCUUAGCAGCUUCUAGUGAUAUGAGCGCAGCUACCCUCUUAAGCAGUGGGAAAGACGAAGACUCUGAGAAGAAAGAUGAGACGGAUGACGACGCCAUGUUCACUACCCUGGGCGACGAGGACAAAGCAAAGCCUUCNGUGGCUCCUCGCUGGGCCACUCGGGUGUUUGCUGCAGACUGCCUGUGCCGAAUCAUCAACCUGUGCGAGAACUCAGACCAGGCUCACUUCGAUCUUGCCUUGGCACGGUCUGCUAAACUACGAAACCCAAAAAAUGACCUCUUAGUAUUGCAUCUCUCUGACCUGAUUCGAAUGGCAUUCAUGGCUGCAACCGAUCAUAGCAACCAACUUCGAAUGGCUGGGCUCCAGGCACUUGAAGACAUAAUCAAGAAAUUUGCAUCUGUGCCCGAGCCAGAAUUUCCAGGUCAUGUGAUCCUGGAGCAGUAUCAAGCUAAUGUGGGAGCUGCCCUAAGACCAGCCUUUUCACAAGAUACACCAUCAGACAUAAUAGCGAAAGCUUGCCAGGUGUGCAGCACGUGGAUUGGAAGUGGCGUUGUCAGCGACCUCAAUGAUCUCCGUCGGGUGCACAAUCUGCUCGUUUCCUCUCUGGACAAAGUUCAGGCUGGAAAGGGAUCUUCUAGUCAGCUGUACCGAGAGAGUGCCACCACCAUGGAGAAGCUGGCCGUUCUUAAGGCAUGGGCAGAGGUAUAUGUGGUUGCUAUGAAUAUUAAGAAAGAAGCAGAGUCAAAACCAAAGAGAGCAAUGAGCACUCCUGAUGAUGAUGAUGACGACUAUGGCACCAUCGACGAGCUGCCUCCAGACAGCUUAAUAACCCUGGUGCAGCCUGAGCUGCCGACGCUCAGCCGCCUGUGGUUGGCAGCACUGAAAGACUACGCACUUUUGACUUUACCAGCUGAAUUUUCUAGUCAGCUUCCCCCAGAUGGUAAGUACUACGUGUGGUAUGUCCUUUAUACUGAUUUUGUGAAUUCAGGGUAUGACUGUGUGAGUAUACAGUUUCUUUGUUCCCCUCGACCAGAGGAGCCCAUUGAACAUGUUACAGCAUGCCUGCAGGCCUUACACACCUUACUGGGUUCUCCUUAUGCACGAAUCCACAUUGCAGAAGAUCAGCUGAUUGGUGUUGAGUUGCUAAGUGUCCUGCACCGCCUGUUACUGACGUGGAACCCACCGUCUAUCCAGCUGCUGGUCACUGGAGUCGUGCAGCAGAUUGUCAGGGCUGCUCAGGACCAUCUACAGGAAAAGAGAAACGCUCUGAAUGAAGAGGAUAUGGAAAAAGAGUCCUGCCCUNCAUUAGGAGAAGGGGGUGAUACCGGUGGCCUCAUUCCUGGAAAGUCCCUUGUGUUUGCAACCAUGGAGCUGCUGAUGUUCAUUUUAGUACGGCACAUGCCACACCUGAGUACCAAGAUGUCAGACUCUCCUAGUCACACGGCCACGAAAACUCAGCUGUCAGAAGAAAGUGCCCGCUUGGUGGCAGCCACGGUGGCCAUUCUCUCGGAUCUGCCAUCCCUUUGUUCACCGGCUGGAUGUAUGACAAUCCUGCCCACAAUCCUUUUCUUAAUUGCAAGAAUAUUGAAAGACACAGCAAUAAAGUCUGCGGACAACCAGGUACCUCCCCCAGUCAGUGCAGCUCUUCAGGGGAUAAAAAGUAUCGUGACACUUUCCAUGGCCAAAACUGAGGACACACAGAAACAGUGGACCACUCUAAUCCGGAGCACCCUUGCCUGCAUCCUGGAAUAUUCUCAACCAGAUGACUGUAUGCCCGCACCUGAUGAAGUGAGCACACUCACAGCCAUUGCACUCUUCCUGUGGUCUGCCAGCAGUGAAAUAAUAGGAGUGCAGUCCCUACAGAACGGCUGCAUGAACAGAUUUAAGAGUGCCCUGAACUCAUGUGACCCAUGGGUUCAAGCCAAAUGCUACCAGCUUCUCCUCUCCGUCUUCCAGCAUUCCAACCGUGCGCUCUCCACUCCCUACAUCCACUCCUUAGCUCCGCUGGUGGUUGGGAAGCUGAAGGCUGUGGAGAGACACAGACCGGCCAGUAGCACGGAACUUUUGGCUGUCCAAGAAGGAAUUAAAGUUCUUGAAACAUUGGUUGCUCUUGGGGAAGAACAGAACAGAGUCCAGUUACUCGCUCUUCUAGUGCCCACUUUGAUCUCUUACCUGCUGGAUGAAAAUUCUUUUGCCUCAGCAAGUUCGAUCUCCAAAGAUCUUCAUGAGUUUGCACUGCAGAACCUAAUGCAUAUUGGACCUCUGUACCCUCAUGCUUUCAAGACGGUAAUGGGGGCUGCUCCUGAACUGAAAGCACGACUAGAAACUGCUGUCCGAGCAAGCCAGGCAAGCAAAGCUAAAGCCGCCNCCAGGCAGCCCGCCCCCACCACGCAUUCCACACCGACAAUUAAGCUGAAAACAAGCUUUUUUUAGUGUGCUUUUCCACUCAUCUGUAUUUAUUUAUUUUCUCAAACAUUUACCACUUUUUAGAAUAAUACCAACAUUCACAUACUGUAUUACAAUGGUACCAAAAUAUAAAAUAAAAGAUGUAUAAACUGACACAUAGAGCAUUUAUACAGUACAUUCUUUUUUUCAACAUGUAUUUAUUUAAUAUACAUUGUUAAAGGUUCAAGCAGAUUUAAUUUAAAAACAAAACAAAAAUAACAACACAGCUUAGAAAUCAAGGAGAAAGGACAGAUAGCCUCAGAAAAAAGAUGACACAAAAGAGGGGCGGACAGCUUGCAGGAGAGAUCUUGGCUGGAGACCUGCUUUGAAUAGGUUUCCUGCAGGUACUUCUUAAACGCUGUGGGGUUUUUCCAGAGCUCCACAGCGUGUGUGUUCAAAGGGCUNUCGAUGUUGGGAUCUCCUAGCAGGCUCUGGAUAGAGAGCAAGAUGGUCCUGACAUCAUACAGUGCAGACCACUUAUCCUUGAGGAUGUCCAGGCAGAAGUUGCCCUGGGUGUCCACGUUGGGGUGGUAGCAGGGUGUGAGGAACUUCACUGUGGGACUUCCAGGGACCUGAGGCUGCUCCGUGGAUGGUCCCCACCCAUUUGAACAGGCUGUCUGAUUCAGGGAAGGCAGAGAUUCCUUUGUCACCAGACUGCACGAGGGUCAUCAGUUCCUGCUGUAGCUGCUUGCCCACAGGGCCCCAGGCGGCGCCCCCUGCAGGGCUUGCUGGCAACAACUGGGUCCCGGUUUUGUGAGGCCAUCCCAGAGGUGCUGGCCCUGAGAUAGGAGUGUGCAGAAGAAAGGGCAACUGCCAUACAUUACAUUCUUAUUACAGAUUAAGACGUGACACUUUCUAAUCUUGUAAAAAUGUACUCCAGGUCACCAUAACUUGUUAUUUUUAAAAAGUGUGUGGUUUGCAUUACAUGAUAAUUCUUUGGUUUUAUUUAAAAUCAUCGUAGUUAUUAAAUCAAGUAGCUUUUCUGAAAAGCUUGAUUGUUUCAUCCAUGAUUUAAGACAAAACCUCCANUUUAUGAAUAACUAAAUAUUUAUGUACAGUAAACCCAUAGGAUGCAUAAACUCAAACCUCCGUUAAGACUUUAGCUGGAGGACGCAGUGAUGAUAGUGUUAAAAUAAGAGGCCAAGCCCUCAAGACGAAAAUGAAUGGGCACCAAGCA